Molecule: messenger RNA, 5827 nt
Organism: Vitis riparia (riverbank grape)
Lineage: Eukaryota; Viridiplantae; Streptophyta; Magnoliopsida; Vitales; Vitaceae
Product: sister chromatid cohesion protein SCC2
Exons: 28
Coding region: 207-5582 (1791 amino acids)
Biological process (GO): regulation of gene expression; replication-born double-strand break repair via sister chromatid exchange; establishment of protein localization to chromatin
Cellular component (GO): Scc2-Scc4 cohesin loading complex
Molecular function (GO): chromatin binding
Source: RefSeq, a predicted model, not a curated record
UCGCCGAGAAAUCCCAAAAUUGUUUUCACUACGCUUUCCCCGCCAUUUGUUUCUCACCCUUCUCUUCCCUCAUCCAUCAUUUUCUAGGGUUUUUUUUUUCUAAUCUCUCAAAAACUCCGGUUCUCUCCAUACAAAUUAUUCCCAUGUCUCAAACCCUAGAUUUUCUCACUUCUUCUUCAACUUCCAGUUCAUACAAGUCUUCCUAGAUGCAGCGGUUGGAGUCGUCGUCUUCGAUGAGCAAUUCCGGCAGUUCGAGUCUACGAGGCAUCGGGCUGUCCAACACCAUACACUCUGAGGUCGCACCUUGCUUACCGUUGCCUUCGCUUCCAGUGUUCUGUGGGGCGUAUGAUCAGGAGCUUCGCUUGUUUGACGAGCCCAGGAACGCAAGGUCUUUGAAUCGGCGUGAUGUGAUUAGUCAGGCUAGUAGGAUCGCUGAUCUGCUCAGAGAGACAGAUAUUUCUUAUCUGAAUCUAAGGGAUGAUGAAUGUUCUUUUCCGUAUGGCUUUGUGGAGCCUUUAGUCCUUUAUGAUGAAGUGGUCCGGUGUAAUCCUGAAGCAUUUGAAUACAUUACUCCAGGUCAUAUCAAGGAGCAAAUCUGUAGCAGGACAGUAUCAGAAAAGAAACCCAUUGAGCAGAAUGUACCCAUUACAAGUCAAGUUCAAAGAGAUGGUGGCAAUCAUAGCCACCAGUCUGAUUAUGUUCUUAAUGAAAAAUCCACUUCUAGAAAACCAAAAGUCAAGAAGAAAGGAAGUGAUGACUUCUUACCAUCAGCUGGGCCAGAUCCCUAUGAUCUUCAAGAUGCCACCAUUGGAAACUUUUCUGAGAUGUUGGAGGACUUCUGUGGAAGAGCUGAAAUUCCUAGUGAUGAUCGUGAUGAAGCAGAGUGGUUAUCAAUGCCUCUUGCUGAUCUUAAAAUUCUUGUAAAUGAAAUAAUAUCCAUCCGUGCAAAGAAACUUCUAAAUUUGGUUCCUGUAGGUAUUCUUGUAAGACUGUUGAGGGUUCUAGAUCAUCAGAUUCAUCGAGCUGAAGGCUUGUCUGUUGAUGAAUGUGAACAUUCAGACACCGAUGCAGUUUCAUCAGUUUUCUGUGCUCUGGAGUCUAUUCAUGCAGCACUAGCAGUUAUGACACAUAACGACAUGCCAAAGCAGCUUUACAAAGAGGAGAUCAUUGAAAGAAUUCUGGAGUUCUCUAGGCAUCAGAUAAUGGACAUAAUGUCAGCUUGUGAUCCUUCAUAUCGUGCUUUGCAUAAACCAAGUGAAAAUGGGGUCCUUGAGGGUGAAGAUGAUGAAGAGCCGGAUGCUGACUUUGGUUCAGCAAGCAAGAAACGACGUAAGAGUGUCAAAGCAAAGAAAUCAGCAGCUAACAAGGUUUCUGCUGCUGUGAACACCAUACUUCAGAAACUGUGCACUAUUCUUGGUUUUCUGAAGGAUUUGUUGUUGGUGGAGCGCCUAUCAGAUAGUUGCGUUCUACAACUAGUGAAAACAAGCUUUACAACAUUCUUAGUGGAUAAUAUCCAGCUCUUGCAACUAAAAGCAAUAAGUUUGAUAUGUGGGAUAUUCUACUCAUACACACAGCAUCGCACUUAUGUGAUAGAUGAAACACUUCAGCUGCUUUGGAAGUUACCAUUCUCAAAGAGAGCAGUAAGAGCUUAUCACCUACCUGAUCAAGAACAGAGGCAGAUUCAGAUGAUUACUGCAUUGCUGAUUCAAUUAAUUCAUUUUAGUACUAAUCUUCCUGAAGCUUUAAGACAAGCAUCAAAUGGAAACACCAUAUUGGACGUUUCAAUUGAUUCCAGUUACCCGAUUAAAUGCCAUGAAGCAGCCACAGAGGCAUGUUGUCUCUUUUGGACCCGUGUCCUUCAGCGAUUUACAACAGUAAAAACUCAGGAUGCCUCUGAGUUGAAAGUGAUGAUGGAGAAUCUUGUUAUGGAUUUGCUGACAACAUUGAAUUUACCUGAAUAUCCUGCUUCAGCUCCUAUUCUGGAGGUUCUUUGCGUCUUACUGCUUCAGAAUGCUGGGCUGAAAUCUAAAGACAUCUCUGCACGUUCAAUGGCCAUUGAUCUUCUUGGUACAAUUGCUGCAAGGUUGAAGCAUGAUGCUGUUCUUUGCAGCAGGGAUAGAUUUUGGAUAUUGCAAGAAUUGGUUGGUGGAGAUAGUGUUGAUCAAACUUACCCUAAAGAUGUCUGUUCGGUCUGUAUGGAUGGAAGAGUUGAAAGGGCAUUGUUUGUAUGUCAAGGUUGUCAUAGAUUUUUUCACGCAGAUUGCAUGGGAGUAAGAGAACAUGAAGUUCCUAGCCGUGGCUGGUACUGUCAGUUCUGCCUCUGCAAGAAGCAACUUCUUGUCUUACAAUCAUACUGCAAAUCACAAUGCAAGGAUGAUGAGAAAAGAAAUCGUGCUCGGUCAGAUAAGAAUUCUGAAGCUAGUGAUCCAAUUACAAAAGUUGAAAUUGUUCAGCAGAUGCUUUUAAAUUACCUGCAUGAUGCUGGCUCUUCUGAUGAUGUGCAUCUCUUUGUUCGCUGGUUUUAUCUUUGCCUGUGGUACAAAGAUGAUCCAAAGUCCCAACAAAAGUUCAUUUACUACCUUGCUAGAUUGAAAUCAAAAGCAAUUGUGCGUGAUUCUGGGACUGCUUUCUCAUUGUUAACUAGGGAGUCGGUCAAGAAGAUAACACUAGCAUUAGGACAAAAUAAUUCUUUCUCCAGAGGGUUUGAUAAGAUUCUUCAUUUGCUGUUGGCAAGUCUCAGGGAGAAUUCUCCAGUAAUUAGGGCUAAGGCAUUACGUGCAGUUAGUAUUAUCGUGGAAGCUGAUCCAGAAGUUUUGUGUGAGAAACGUGUCCAAGUGGCUGUUGAAGGAAGGUUUUGUGACUCUGCAAUAUCUGUGAGAGAAGCAGCCCUUGAACUUGUUGGUAGGCAUAUUGCUUCACAUCCUGAUGUUGGUUUGAAGUACUUUGAGAAGGUUGCCGAGAGAAUAAAGGAUACAGGAGUGAGUGUACGGAAAAGAGCGAUCAAAAUCAUCAGAGACAUGUGUACUUCCAAUGCUAACUUCUCAGAAUUUACAAGUGCUUGCAAUGAGAUCAUUUCUCGUGUUAGUGAUGAGGAAUCUAGUAUCCAGGAUCUUGUCUGCAAGACAUUUUAUGAGUUCUGGUUUGAAGAACCAUCUGGUUCUCAGACUCAGUUUUUUGGUGAUGGUAGUUCUGUUCCACUGGAAGUUGCAAAAAAGACUGAGCAGAUUGUUGAAAUGUUGAGAAAGAUGCCUAAUCAUCAACUUCUUGUUGCUGUCAUUAAGCGCAACUUAGCCCUUGAUUUUUUCCCUCAAUCAGCUAAAGCUGUUGGGAUUAAUCCUGUCUCAUUGGCAUCUGUUCGUAAGCGUUGUGAGUUGAUGUGCAAGUGCUUACUAGAAAGGAUAUUGCAGGUAGAGGAAAUGAACAGUGAAGAAGUUGAGGUGUGCACACUUCCCUAUGUCCUGGUCUUGCAUGCCUUUUGUGUUGUUGAUCCAACCCUGUGUGCUCCAGCUUCUGAUCCUUCCCAGUUUGUAGUCACUCUACAGCCAUAUCUGAAGAGUCAGGUUGAUAAUCGAGUAGUUGCAAAACUACUGGAAAGUAUAAUCUUCAUAAUUGAUGCUGUUCUGCCCCUGCUUCGAAAGCUUCCACAGAGUAUUCUGGAAGAACUUGAGCAAGACCUAAAGCAAAUGAUUGUUAGGCAUUCUUUCUUGACUGUUGUCCAUGCCUGCAUCAAGUGCCUUUGCUCAGUAAGUAAAGUAGCAGGAAAAGGUGCAAGUGUAAUUGAGUAUCUUAUUCAAGUGUUCUUCAAACGUUUAGGGGCCAUUGGGGUUGACAACAAACAGCAAGUGGGCCGAUCUCUUUUCUGUGUUGGGCUGCUUAUCCGCUAUGGUAACUCUUUGCUGAGCUCCUGCAGUGACAAAAAUGUAUAUGUUACAAGCAGCCUCAACAUGUUAAAAAAAUAUCUUCAGGUGGACGAUUUUUUUGUAAAGGUUAGGGCUUUGCAGGCAUUAGGAUUUGUUUUGAUUGCUAGGCCUGAAUAUAUGUUGGAAAAGGAUGUUGGAAAAAUAUUAGAGGCGACAUUUUCUUCUAGUUCUGAUGCUCAUCUUAAGAUGCAAGCACUGCAGAACAUGUACGAGUAUCUUCUUGAUGCAGAAAGUCAAAUGGGACCUGAUAAAACCAGUAAUGAUGUAGUUAAUUAUUCUGUAGAAGGUGGUCAGAGUGUGCCAGUAGCUGCAGGUGCUGGUGAUGCUAACAUUUGUGGGGGAAUAGUUCAGUUAUAUUGGGAUAGUAUCUUAGCAAGAUGCUUGGAUGUCAAUGAACACGUCCGCCAAUCCGCCCUCAAGAUUGUGGAAGUUGUGUUACGCCAGGGUCUUGUUCACCCUAUUACUUGUGUUCCAUACCUUAUAGCACUUGAAACAGAUCCUCAGGAGGUGAACUCAAAGCUGGCUCAUCAGUUGCUGAUGAAUAUGAAUGAGAAGUAUCCUGCUUUCUUUGAAAGCCGUUUGGGUGAUGGCCUUCAGAUGUCAUUUGUUUUCAUACAAUCGACAAGUGGCUGUUCUCCUGGAAAUUCAAACCCAAAAGUCCAAACCAAGGUACCUGGAAAUAUGAAGGGGAAAUCUGAUGGUGGCAGUUUUGCCUAUGCAAGGCUUGGAGUUUCUAGAAUCUACAAGCUUAUUCGUGCAAACCGUGUCUCAAGGAACAAAUUUAUGUCUUCAAUUGUUCGAAAAUUUGAUACUCCAAGCUGGAAUCAUUCAGUAAUUCCUUUCCUGAUGUAUUGUACUGAAAUUCUUGCUUUGCUACCAUUCACAUCACCUGAUGAGCCCCUGUAUUUGAUCUAUGCUAUUAAUCGAGUUAUACAAGUUAGGGCUGGGACACUUGAGGCAAAUAUGAAAGCCUUGAGCUUACACUUUUCACAGAGAGAUGUCCAUAAGAUUCAUCAUGAGAAUGGGAUUGCUGAACAGGAACCAGCUUCUCAGCCUGUAUCCAACUAUACAACAUUAAUGGAUGUAAAUGGUGCAGCCAAACUAGAGCCAGCUGGUCAGCCUGAUUCAGAUCAUGCUACAUCAAUGAAUUUGAAGACAUACAUGACAUGCUUGGACAGUUCUUGUGAUAUAUCAAAAGAUGAUCUGCAAAAAAUUCAGGCAGACUGUCUUGCAGCCACUGCACUGCAACUUCUCCUGAAGCUGAAGAGGCAUUUAAAAAUUGUGUAUAGCCUCAAUGAUGCCCGAUGCCAGGCUUUCUCUCCAAAUGAACCACUAAAAACAGGAGAGGUUCUCACCAAGCAGAAUAUUCCCUUUUACAUUACUGAAAUGCACAUUGAUUUGCCCACCACUCAUCAAGAAUUGAUGCAAAGAUAUCAGGAGUUUAAGAGUGCCUUGAAGGAAGAUACAGUUGAUUACUCGGCCUACACAGCAAACAUCAAGAGGAAGCGUCCAGCCCCCAGGAGAGGUGUUAAAUCUGGUCGUAUGAUGGGUGGAGAUGAUGAAGAUGAAGAUGAUGAUGAUGAAGAUUGGACAGGUGGGAGGAGGCAAAGUAACAGUGUCAGGAGAGGCAACAGCAACAGAGGUGGCAGACAGCGGUUGUAGUUGUAAGUAUAUAACAGGUAAGCUAACAUGUACAUUAUGUAGCUGAGAAAGGAAAAGAAAUAGGAAGAAAUUAGGAAGGAAAAAAAUAGAAAAUCUGGAAACAGAAGAAAGUGAAAGUAAGUGCCUUGUGGGUAAUCAUUGGUUGGUUGUUUGAAAGUGCUUUCUUAGCUGUUUCCAUGUGUUGCUUCGCAUUAUAAUAAUUGUGCAACCAUUUUUUUGGAAUGAAAUUCAACUUUUCUAGAUUU